AUGUCUCACAGAGCUGAUCUCCCGGUGGCGCAAACUUCAACAUCAGCCAAGCCGGCAUACGCGGGAUCUCUGGAGAUGUUUGUUCCACUUUCAACCUCUCCUUCUGCAGUUGCAACAGGUCACGAUCAAGCUGUUCUCCAUCCACGACAAUCCUCCAACCUCCGAAUCGAGUCGAUGCUAACUGCAAAAUGGUUCAUCAGCCGUGGAACCCAUGGCGCCUUUCGUAUGCCAAGAACGAAAAUGGUCGGCUUGGCCCUCAGUUGCCCCGAAAAAAACGGGCAUUAG
This is a messenger RNA of Pochonia chlamydosporia 170, 285 nucleotides long. RefSeq lists its product as hypothetical. The record is from RefSeq and is a predicted model, not a curated record. The transcript has a single exon. The coding region runs from base 1 to 285 and encodes 94 amino acids. NCBI's taxonomy places the organism in Eukaryota, Fungi, Ascomycota, Sordariomycetes, Hypocreales, Clavicipitaceae.